GUGAGAUUGUCACAGUCCGCGAGCUGCAGGUAUCAACGGAUGUUAGCUUGGUGGAACAAAGGAAAACGGUGAUAUUUUGAACAUUUUAAGGAGGAAUCUGGUUCCGCAGCGUCGUCAAAAACUCAAACAGAACCACAAACAUCCCCUGUUGUGCUUUUAUUGUAACCGGAAGACGGACGUGCGUUUGAAAUAGUAUCGCGACAGGUGUGUUUUUGAACGAUUGUUUGUCUACAACAUCCUUAUCACAAUGGCGUGGGUGAUGUAGAGCGGGAUCGAACAUGGAGGAGUAUUUUAAAUCGGUGGGGGACGUGCGGCGCCUCAUCGAAACGAUCUCCAGUCAGUCAGAGGAAGUGGAGAGAAGACACGCUGUCAUCCUGUCUUCCACCAGCCAGAACAAAAAGCAGAAAGACGAGCUGCAGCGGCUGAAUAAUGAAACAAAUCGGAAUGCCAAUGCAGUCAGGGCCAAGUUAAAAGAAAUGCAAGACAAACCACUGGCAGGAGGUCACAACCACACUGAGUCAGUUAUUCAGCGGAUUCAAAGUAACCAGCACUCCCACCUGACGCGAUGGUUUUCCGAUGUCAUGAGGAACUACCAUAAAGCACAGAUCGACUUCAGAGAUAAAUGCAAGGCACAAAUUCAGAGGCAGCUGGAGAUUGUGGAGAAAGUGACAACGGAUGAGGAGUUGGAGGAAAUGCUCAACUGUGAGAAACUCUCCAUCUUUAUAGCUGACAUCAACUCGGACGCUCACACUUGUCGUCAGGCUCUGAGUGAGAUUGAGUCGCGGCACCUGGACAUCAUCAGUUUGGAGUCCAGCAUCAGGGAGCUGCACGAGGUAUUUGCAGAUACAGCCAUGUUGCUGGAGAGUCAGGGGGAGCUCAUCAACAGCAUAGAGAAGAACGUCAUGAGCGCUGCUGAGUAUGUGGAUCAGUCCAAAUCAGAAACCCAAAAGGCUGUGGACUACAAGAAAAACCGAUACAAAAUAGCCUCCAUGCCUAACUUUUUAAAGUCUUUCAGGAAACCAACUGUUGUUAAAGCUCCGGAAGAGCAAUUGACUGCAGACUUGAACCAUAACCAGGCGUCUCAGGCUUCUGACAAGUGAGAUUCAAGACAUCGAUGGAGACAUUUGUGGUUUUAAAAGUUGCUUUUUAUACACACCAUGUGACAGGCAACACAUUGCAAGACCAGAGGUAUUUUAUAGCUCUGAUGUGACUGGUGUAUAUUAUCAAUGUCAAGUCUGAGUGUGAACAUUUUCUUCUUUGAGCCAAUCAGAUCGUACUGUAUUUUAAAUACUUAAAAUUAUCUGAAUAAACCUCUGUCCAAAAAAUGCUCUAUUUUGAUUCUACAAAACCUGUUUGAUGAAGACAGAGAAAUUAUGUCUUCUUCACUGAAGCCGCCCACCGUCAUGGUCAAGCAUGUCCAAACAUUCCUCGCUGUUAUGCUGUUGUAAACAGCUUUCUACAUGUGUAUAAUAAGAUUAUGUAUUAUUGCUACAAGUCAUUUGCAAUGCAUGCGACGUUUCCCUCAUUGUCCAGAGGGUGGCGCCUCUUCUCCACAUUUCUUCCUACUCCCUUCAGCUUGGAGUUUUUCAUUCUUUAAUCAAUGUAAAAUGUCAUUUCCAUGUGGUUUUAAUUUCAAACUUAUAACUAUACUACCUUUGAUGGGCAUUUCUUUUUCCACGGCU
Molecule: messenger RNA, 1682 nt
Organism: Synchiropus splendidus (mandarinfish)
Lineage: Eukaryota; Metazoa; Chordata; Actinopteri; Syngnathiformes; Callionymidae
Product: syntaxin-2-like
Exons: 8
Coding region: 279-1100 (273 amino acids)
Biological process (GO): exocytosis; intracellular protein transport; synaptic vesicle fusion to presynaptic active zone membrane
Cellular component (GO): synaptic vesicle; endomembrane system; presynaptic active zone membrane
Molecular function (GO): SNARE binding; SNAP receptor activity
Source: RefSeq, a predicted model, not a curated record